This is a messenger RNA of Lecanosticta acicola, 1707 nucleotides long. The record is from the annotation of a GenBank genome assembly. NCBI's taxonomy places the organism in Eukaryota, Fungi, Ascomycota, Dothideomycetes, Mycosphaerellales, Mycosphaerellaceae.
AUGGACUUCUACCCUUCGGCAGGAAUGGCUCGGCUGGCCUUGUAUGCCGUCUCGCCUUUCAUUCUGCUGGCCAUCGGGCUGCUCGUCACGCGUCUGGUCACCACUCUAAACUACUACCGAGCACUCCAGCAAUUCAAAGACUCCGGUCCUGGCGGGCAAAGGAUAGUCACGCCUCCAGCGAUACCAUACACCAUCCCAUGGCUGGGACAUACGCUUCCCUUCUUGACCAGCAAUCCGGGCAAGUUCUGGGAUGCACUGUUCAGGUGGUAUCCAAGAUCGACGGGCGUCUGCACGCUGUUGGUCGGCGGAAGGAAGACGCACGUCGUCAUCUCCACUGCUGCCGUUCAGGCAAUGUUCAAGGCGAAAUCGCCUUCUCGCGACGUCUUUGAGCAUGACAUGUGGCGCCUCGUCUUUCGUUUACCCGAGCAUCAGGCUCACAACGCUGAAUCCACGAAAGAUACCGAGCAUGAUAUCAACGCACAGUACAUGACAAGUAUAGAUCGAGUGUGCGUAGGACACCAUCAUCUGAAGCUUGAGGCACAGGACUCUCUCUGACUUGUUUGCAGGAAUGAGCUUACAGCACAAUUUACCCGAGUGCUGGAGGAUGUGCUGAGGAAGGAUGCCGCCGAAAUCACCAAGCUAGACCACAUCGGCCUAUACGAAUGGCUUCGCGACCGGAUGUUCAUCGCAUCUUGCACUGCGCUCUUCGGCGAGAAGAUCAUUCAAAUGUACCCGCAAUUCUGUAACGACUUCUACGAAUUCGAUGUGGACUUCCUCAAAUUCUUCUUCCGCCUUCCUACCUUCAUGAUGAAAGAAGGGUACGCUCGUCAAGAACGCAUGUAUGCCAAUCUUGCAAGAUGGAACGCCGAGAUGCAUCGAUUGAGCGGAGGAUCACCGGUCGAUCCGGAGGGACCAGCAUACGAGCCUCUUUUCGGCAGCCGACUCAACCGCGCACGCCAGAUAGGCUACAAGCUGCGUGGGCUCGACGCACGCUCCUCUGCUGCUCUUGACGUCGGAAUCACAUUCGCGUUGUCCAGCAACGUGGUCCCCAUCACUGGCUGGAUGCUCUACCACAUCAUCGACCCCAAGGCACCCGAGACGCUUCUUCCACGAGUGCUGGCAGAGAUCAAAGACGCGUGCAAAGCAGACGGAUCCUUGGACAUCGCUACGCUGGUCUCCCAACCCUGUUUGCAGAGUAUUUGGACCGAGACUUUAAGAAUGUACACGGACGUGUUGAUCACUCGCAAUCUGCCGGAAGACAUCACUCUGCCAUUAGACGAGGACGGCAAACGCUUGGUGCAGCUGCGGAAAGGCGACAAUCUCUUCGCACCCUCAUGGCUAAGUCAUCACGACCCUACAGCCUGGUCCGACGAAUCGUCACCACCGGAUGUCUUUGACGCGGAUCGAUUCCUAUCGAAAGACGCCAAGACGGGCAAAGACACGUUCUCCAUGCGACGAAGCACGGCGAAGUUCAGACCUUUUGGUGGCGGGAAGACCAUUUGCCCGGGCAGGAUCUUCGCAAAGCAGGAAGGCAUUGGCGCGGUUGCCAUGGUGCUGCUCAAGUUUGAUCUGGAUGUUAAGGGCUUUGUUGACAUCAAUAAGAAGCCGACCGGAGACUUUCCGGGCUUGAAGCCCGCCCUUCCUGGGACUGCAGGUCUUGUCCCUGGCGGUGACAUGCUUGUCAAGGUUCGUCUUCGCCAGCAGUGA